CCGAGAUCCGCGACAGGAGAGCAACCCACAGCUGUCCUGUCUCAACCCGAGCGGCCAUUCCUGAAGGAAAGAUUGGGGAAUCAGAUUCAGCCCAGAACACCAACGCUCCGCAAGGAACCCCCGAGACCAAAGAGCGCCUUUCGAUUCAAAUCGCGAAGACGAAGACGAAACAGAAUGACGAGCGACCAGAGGCGAUAGCUCUGCGCGACAGAUACCGAAGCCAAGGUACGGAAGUACAUCGGAUCAGAUCUCCAUGUCCAACCGAUACGGCCAGUCGUACCGCAAUGGCGGCGGCUACGGCAGCCUCGGCCGGCAGGACGACGACGAGUACGACCCGUACGGCGAGGGCUACGGCAGCGACCGCUAUGCGCCGGCCCCGCGCCAGGCGAGCGCCAGGUCGCCGCCCUACGCAGCACCGCCGCCGCCCCGAUCCGCCCAGCGCGUCCAGGAGACCAACGCCGAGCGCGAGAUGGCCAAGGUGCUCGAGCUGAUCAAGAAGGAGUGGCCGGCCAUGUGCGAGAACGACUGCAUCCCCGUGCAGCUGGCCCUGCAGCUGCUCGACACCAGCUCCGUCGGCCGCGCCCACGAGUACCGCAACUUCCAGCGCACCCACCAGUACCUGCAGGACUCGCUCAAGAAGAUCGUCCACGAGUACCACCAGGGCUUCAACAGCUCCAUCGGCACCUUCCACAAGAUCCAGGGCAGCAUCCAGGCGUCGCAGAAGAGGGUGCGCGCCCUCAAGGAGUCGCUGGCCGCCUCCAAGGCCGCCCUCUGCACCACCGACCCGGAGCUCAAGAAGCUGCACGCGACCUCGCACAUGUACGACGAGGUCCUGCAGACCCUAAACGAGCUGGACGACCUGCGCGCCGUCCCCGACCAGCUCGAGGCGAGGAUAUCCGAGAAGCGCUUCCUAACCGCCGUCGAGGUCCUCCAAAACGCGCUCCGAAAGCUCACCAAGCCCGAGCUCGAGGGCAUCGGCGCCCUGAGCGACUUGCGCAGCUACCUGGCGAACCAAGAGACGGCCCUCAUGGACAUCCUGGUCGAAGAGCUGCACGAGCACCUCUACCUGAAAUCGCCCUACUGCCAGGAGCGGUGGCAGAACCUAGCCAAGUCUCAAGGCGCGCUCAACGAGGCCUUCAAGGACGCCCCUGCCGUGGCGCCCUUUCACGCCAUUCUCGACGCCAUAGAUUGGGAGCGGCCCGUAACAGAGGACCCGCAGAAGAACCCCGAGGCAGACACCUUCUACUACGUGAUGCUGCUGGUCGAAUCCCUGAACAAGCUGGGGAGGUUAGAAUCCGCUGUCGACACUCUGAAGCAGAGGCUGCCAGUCGAGCUGUUUGCCGUCGUGAACGAAACCAUCAACGAGGUCGACCAGAAGCACCCGAGUUCGUUGAGAGGCGGCUCGAGUGGCUCCCAAGGGCUCCACAUCUACGGCCAGCGCGAGACCCGCAUGCGGGCAGAUGUCAUCUACGACCUGCUCUGGACGCUCUACGGCAAGUUCGAGGCCAUCGCAGAGGGACACCGCGUGUUCCACGAAUCCAUCAAAGCCCUGAUCCGCCGCGAGGGCGCCGGCAACAACAUCGCGCUGCUGGGCAGCUUCAAGGAGCUCUGGAACCUGUACCAGAACGAAAUCCGCUCCCUCUUGCACAACUACGUCACGACGGAUGCCGACGUCUACCAGUUCCGCUCCUCUCCCGGGCCCGGUGCGGGAUUGAACGGGGCGAAAGAUGCGUCGCGCGAGCAUCUCUUCAAGUUCUCCGAGGCCGAUGCGAAGUCGGUGGAGAUGGCGACCGAGUAUGAGGCCCUCGACGGCAUUAUCCGAGCUGCCGUCCCUGGGUUGACCUCUAACUCCCGGAAAGGGGCUGAAGGCAGGAAGGCCGGCCUGGUCGUUCCCCGCUCCGACCCCGCGGCGGCUCGGAAGAGCACGGGUGCCACCUACAGCAGCAACCAGGGUAGCGGCACAUACAAGUCGCUGGUCGAGCCUAGCGUCUUCAACAUGAGCCUGCUGCUGCCGCCCACUCUCGUCUUCCUCCAGCGGUUGAAGAGCAUCGUCCCGCCGGGAUCCGACCUGGCAACGAGCACGCUUACGUCGUUCCUCGACAAUUUCCUCGUCAACGUCUUCCAGCCGCAGCUUGACGAGACCCUCGGGAAGCUCAGCGAUGCCGUCUUUGGCGAAGCGGAUGCCUUCCUGCAGGACUCGGAAUGGGCGAGGGUUGCCAAGCGGCCCGUCUUCAAGGGCGCGACCGCCUUCUUUACGAUUGUGACAGCGUUUUGCCGGAUGUUGGGCACCAUCCCGCACGACCAGGCGCUCAGCUCGCUCAUCAUCACGCAAAUGCUCAGGUACUACGACAGGUGCUUCACCUGGUACAAAGCGCUCGUGACCAAAACCCAAGAAGAGGCGUCGAGCGCCCAGGAACUGCGGGCGUCGGCCGUCAUGGCGCUCGAGCCCAGCGAGAUCCGCGAGACGAUGAAGAAGCUGUGGGAAUCGGAGACAUCCGAUCCCGGGCUUCUCGAGAAGGAGACGAGCCUGCUCCUGGCGCGGGCCAAGGAGAAGAAGCUCGAGGCCAGCGACAUCAUCCAGGACCGCGACACCAUCUCAUCGCUGUGCCUGCUGUACACCAGCAUGAAGUGGCUCUCAGUCAAGAUCCUCGGCCUGCGACACAUCACCAAGAACGAGACCGACUCGUCCCGGGCGAGCAUCCCCAGGUCGGAAAAGAGGCGCUGGACGCUGCUCAACGACCCCAAUAAGGCGACGGCAGAGGAGGGGCCCGUCUACCUCCCGAUGACACAAGAAACGGUCCAAUCCUUCGACAGCAUCCUCACCUCCUACAGCGACCUCGCCGACACCGCCCUGCUGACGCUGCACGCCGAAGUGCGCUGCCGCAUCCUGCACUCCCUCACCACCGCGCUGUCCCCGUCGCAGACGGCGCCCUACCUCCUGGACCAGGACGUGGCGGAGCCGGACCCGGAGAUCCUGGCGCUCAACGCCGAGAUGGUCGCGUUCGACGAGACGGCCGCGCACUGCCUGCGCGCGCGCGAGGCCGCGUUCGUGCGCGCCGGCCUCGGCCGCCUGAUCAGCGCCUUCCUCGUCGGCAACGCGCCCAUGACCGCGCCCAUGAACCGCCGCGGCUGCGGCAGGAUGCGCCUCAACGUGCUGGUGCUGCAGCAGAACCUCAAGAACAUCGAGGACGGGCCCGGAGCUGACCUCGGCAGGGCCGCGCGGUACUUUGAGCUGUUCGACGAGGGGCCCGACAAGGUCGUGGAGAUGGUCAGGCGGGAUAGCGAGCGGGCGAGGCUAAAGGCUGGUGAGGGAGGGGGGCAGGACGGCGGCCAGGGUGGUGGGGUUGACGGCGUGGAGGAGGAGGGGAAGAAGGAGAAACAGCAGGGAACGGGCGCGGCUCCGGGAGACAAGGCGGACGGGUUCAUGUUCACGUAUGACGAGCUCAAGGCGCUGCUGGAGCUGUGCUACAGCGAGCAGCUGGCCGAUCCCGAGAGGGGUGUUGCCGCCGCUGCGAAGCGGCAAUUGGCCGAUAAGCUGCUGGGGCUGAGCGAGUAUAUGUGGCAGAGCUAGUGCGAUCUGUCGGCUUGCUGGCAGUGUGGUCGCACUGUUCUGUUUUAGUGGGAAAGGGGAUUGCGGAGUUGGGUUGUGGUUCUGUGUGGCCAGCGUGCGGGACUCCUACGCGGGUGGUUUGGGUUUCUGAUGGCUAUGCG
Thermothielavioides terrestris NRRL 8126 is the source of this 3711-nucleotide messenger RNA. RefSeq lists its product as uncharacterized. Gene Ontology annotation, cellular component: exocyst. The record is from RefSeq and is a predicted model, not a curated record. Gene Ontology annotation, biological process: Golgi to plasma membrane transport; exocytosis. The transcript has 2 exons. Lineage: Eukaryota; Fungi; Ascomycota; Sordariomycetes; Sordariales; Chaetomiaceae. Bases 254 to 3571 code for a protein of 1105 amino acids.